Metopolophium dirhodum (rose-grain aphid) is the source of this 366-nucleotide messenger RNA. RefSeq names its product cx9C motif-containing protein 4. NCBI's taxonomy places the organism in Eukaryota, Metazoa, Arthropoda, Insecta, Hemiptera, Aphididae. The record is from RefSeq and is a predicted model, not a curated record. The transcript has 3 exons. Gene Ontology annotation, cellular component: mitochondrial intermembrane space. The coding region runs from base 160 to 366 and encodes 68 amino acids.
UAAUUUAGCGAUAAGCGACCGCCGCGGCCGGUGACACCAGCAGCUUACGACUUACACUGCCUUGUUUUCACUUUUCACACUCAUGUCUCGUAUGUAAACCGGGCGAUUGCAACGGUUAGUUUUUAUUUUACUUCCUCCCGUUUUGUAAAUCUACGAUUUAUGCCUAAACCGGAUCCCUGUAAGAAGUUGGCUUGCGCUAUUCAAAAAUGUCUAUCUGAGAAUGAUUUUCAAGAAUCUCGUUGUACCAAACAAAUAGACAAUCUACUAGAAUGUUGUAAAAAAUAUCAUACAUUUUCACUUGUGUGUUCUGGUAUGAAACCUAAACCAAUAACUGAAGAAAACCAAAAUAUUAAGACGAUAUCCUAG